AUGUCUUACAACGACAACGACCGCUCCUACGGCUCGGGAGGUAACGACUCCUACGGCUCGUCUAACAAUGAUUCGUAUGGUUCCUCGGGCCGCAACAACGACUCGUACGGAUCUUCCAACAACAACAGCGACUCGUAUGGCAGCUCCAAUAAUGAUUCUUACGGAUCGUCUGGACGCAACAAUGACUCCUACGGUUCUUCCUCGAACAACAACAACGACUCCUACGGCUCCUCCAACAAGAGUGACUCGUAUGGUAGCUCCAACAAGAACAGUGGCUCUUACGGAAGCUCCAACAACGACUCCUACGGUUCUUCCUCGAACAACAACAACGACUCGUACGGAAGCUCCAACAAGAAGGACACCUACGGCAGCUCCAACAAUGAUUCCUACGGUUCCUCCAACAUGACUCUUACCGAGUCUUCCAACAAGAAGGACACCUACGGUAGCUCCAACAACGAUUCCUACGGUUCCUCCAACAAUGACUCUUACGGGUCUUCCAACAAGAAGGACACCUACGGUAGCUCCAACAACGACUCCUACGGUUCCUCCAACAACGACUCCUACGGUUCCUCCAACAAGAAGGACACCUACGGUAGCUCCAACAACGACUCCUACGGUUCCUCCAACAAUGACUCCUACGGUUCCUCCAACAAGAAGGACUCCUACGGUUCCUCCAACAACGACUCCUACGGUAGCUCCAACAAUGACUCCUACGGUUCGUCCAACAAGAAGGACACCUACGGUAGCUCCAACAACGACUCCUACGGUUCCUCCAACAAUGACUCUUACGGAUCUUCCAACAACGACUCCUACGGCUCCUCCAAGAAUGACUCGUACGGUGGAUCCUCGUACGACAACGACAACGACAACUCCUACGGUUCGUCGGGCCGAAACAACAACUCUUCCAACCGAGGCGGUGACAGCACCCUUGGAAAGGUCCUGGAGAAGGCUGGUGACUUGUUGAACAACAGCUCUCUGCAGGAGCGUGGCGCUGAGCGUCGGGAGAAGAAGCGUGAUGACGACUAUUAA
Penicillium oxalicum is the source of this 1029-nucleotide messenger RNA. RefSeq names its product Stress protein DDR48. Bases 1 to 1029 code for a protein of 342 amino acids. The transcript is spliced from 2 exons. The record is from RefSeq and is a predicted model, not a curated record. NCBI's taxonomy places the organism in Eukaryota, Fungi, Ascomycota, Eurotiomycetes, Eurotiales, Aspergillaceae.